Molecule: messenger RNA, 2076 nt
Organism: Ornithodoros turicata
Lineage: Eukaryota; Metazoa; Arthropoda; Arachnida; Ixodida; Argasidae
Product: endothelin-converting enzyme 1-like
Exons: 1
Coding region: 1-2076 (691 amino acids)
Biological process (GO): protein processing
Cellular component (GO): plasma membrane
Molecular function (GO): metalloendopeptidase activity
Source: RefSeq, a predicted model, not a curated record
AUGGUAGACGAUGGUUCCCCCGUAAGCACUUCCCCCGUGAGCACUUCCCCCACCAGAAGAUCCGAUUCAGAAGAGGCACCACGCAGACUACCUUUAUGGUACGUGAUUUUCGUGCUCUUCUUGACAGUAGCUGUGACACUCACAUAUGUCUGCGUCCCGUACGUCGUCUGGCGUCGUCUCCACGAUUGCGAUGGACCCUCCUGUCUGUCCUUGAAGCGCGACCUACGGAUUUCCAUCAACCUAUCAGCGGAUCCCUGCUACAACUUCUACGACUACGUCUGCGGUGGGUGGCCCACGGCAGCAAAAAGUUUCUCGACGCCCGUUGACAAGUACGAGAGCUACAUCUCCGACACUGUUCUCAAGACUCUGAUUCUCAAAUCCGGCGUCAGGCUUGGCGACAAACAACGUGACUCCCGCGCGAAGGCAGCACGUUUCCUGUUAAAGUGUGGAGGACAAACAGACCAGGAGGAUGACCUCCGCUCUUUCUUGCGCAGCGUCAACCUCAAUUGGCCGGACAGAUCUGUCGCGUCACGUCUUGAUGCCAUUGACACCAUGGUGGGUGCGUCUCUGGACUACAGCGUAUCAGCCAUCUGGUCCUUCUUUAUAGGCAGGCAUCCAGUGAACGCCGAUGCUAAUGUUCUCUACUUCACGCUCGAUGCUAAAUUCCAGCAGUGGAUAACCCAUCUGGAGGUGUUAAGUAAGAGCAAAAACAGCUACCGCUAUAUUCGACGGUGCGCGGAGACGAUUGGUGGAAAAGGACGGUCGUACGAGCGUAUGAUAUCCGACGUAUUCGCCAUCCACGAGAACAUCAAAAUGGAUUUAGGCCUGCACGUAAGCGUGUACGAGCCCAAGUAUAUGAACUUGUCGGAUGCCGACAUGCGCAUCGCUCUGAACCGUCACUUGCCGGACAGUUCACAGAUGUGGCCCAGCGAUGAGAUCGUCAUUUUUCAACCAUUCAUGUGGAGAAAGUUUGACAAGAAUUAUCUCAAGAAUUCCGAUGCCGUUUCGACCUUUAAACUUUACAUCGGUGCCUACCUGGUUUGGUACCUGUCACCUUUCACUUCGACCUACCUCACGGACAGUUUAAUGGACGACAUGAACGUGCCGUACAAUUCUCAAAAGUUCGUCAAUUUUCGUUGCAUCGAAGCGAUUAUGGGACUCAUGCCCCUGGCCCUAUGGAAGAGUGACAUCGACUACGUCAGUAAACCGCAAGAAAUUUUCGAAGUGUUCGACGAGAUCAAGGACUACGUCAUCGAGUUCAUCCGUCCCGUUAGCCCUUCGGCCGCGACUUAUGUUGAAAGCCUGUUGUCAUCCCUCUCAAUCAACGCGUACAACUUGAGCAUACCGUGGGAGAACAUCGACAAGGCUUAUUAUUUCAUACCGAAUCUGCAGGGCACCUUUUUUACGAUGUACCUCUUGGUCGCAAAGUCCAACGCCAACGCUUUCAAGACUUCCAUAAAACAGCCCAAGCAGCGUAUCGUGCACAUGCCGGGUAUAGCAUCCGUGGAACUGUACAGGUUGCUGGUCGCCCGCGAGAUCCCUGCGUUGUUGCACAUAAUAGUUCCGCCUCUUUUUUCAGCGUCCGACCCGCUUCAGGUGAAAAUGGCAACCUUCGGUGCUCACGUGGGGCGCCUUAUAAUACAACUCAUUGCGUACGUGUACUGGAUAGAUGGAAACUUUCACAAGCGUAACAUGACGCAGAUGAAACAGUCCGAACUUCCAGCUUCGCUUUACAGCAGGUUCAACAACUACGCCAUGAAAGUGACCGAACAGCUCGACGAAGUGAACUUACGACCUGAAGAGAUCAUCUUCGUGGCCUACAAGUCUGUCGGCAUGAGAGUGGCCUACAGAGCCCUACAGAAGGCGGGAUUCACUCAAGGGUAUUCCCUGGGCGUUCCUGCCAAUCAACUUUUCUACAUCGUGUCAUGCUUUGUGAAUUGCCGAACCCCCGAUCCGGGUAUUUUGGAAACGAAGUCGUGCAACCUGUUUGUGCCGCAGCUUCCCGGCUUCGCGGAUUCGUUCAGUUGCUCACCUGGACAGCCCAUGUACAAUGAGAUGAGCUACCAAUUCUUUUGA